AGCGAGUAGGUUUUAUUGGAAAUCAUACUUCAACAUGCUGCUUGCAUUUACGAUAUAAAUAUUGUGCAAGUAAGAAACAUAGAACUCGUGAUAGUGUUGGAUAUUUAUAUACAUCUAUACAUGAGGCAGGAUCCAAACCCGACACACACACAGGGAAGAUGACUGACUCAGCUGAAUUUGUCAAGAUGGCCGGCAAGAAGAAUGUGGACCCCGACCUUGACCUUGAGAACCUUGAUGACCUUCUGGCACAACUCACUGCCGCUGAGAUUGAUGAACUCAAUGGUGAUUUCGACCCUGAUAACUCGUUCCUGCCACCGUCUGAGCGCAUGAAACCACAGACAACCAAGGACCCCACAGGGCCAUUCAGCCGCAAGAAACUCCUUGCAUUUCUAGAGAAGAAAGCAAAGGAAGAGAAGGACUGGGACAUCACUCAGUACAUCAAGAAAGCUCCAGUGGACUCAGCAGGGAGCCCGGCUGUUACAGUGAACCCCUGGAAGCCCAAGGAGGUGCCCAAGACCCAGGCAGAGAGGGACAUGGACACGGAGUGGGACGAGAUACUCCAGCAGGCAACUGAGGAUGAGCUUGUGGACCUUGCAGCUGUGCUGGGAUUCCACGGUAUGCUGAACCAGACUCAGUUCUACGCCUCAGAAAACAACGAGAGGCUCGAGGGGGGAGGCUUCUCAGGUGUUGCUAAGUCAGAGCCAUUGAAGGCAGCUCCCAUAGCUCCACCAAACACCACAGAUGUGGAGGACAGCAUCAAGCGUAUCAACAGUAAUGACUCCACUCUGAAACACCUCAACCUCAAUAACAUCAAGAACAUUUCGUUUGAGCGUCUCGAGGCAGUAUGUGAUGGGCUGAAGUCCAACACACAACUGGAGGUCCUAGAGAUGGCCAGUGUUGCCAUGACCGAUAGAGUUGCCAAGCGGCUGGCUGAGGCCCUGAAGGUUAACAAGUCCCUGCAGUCACUAAACAUCGAGUCCAACUUUGUCACUGGGGACAUCAUUGUGGAAAUACUCAAGUCUAUAAAUGUACACAAGACUGUCACAGAGUUUCGAGCUGCCAACCAAAAGCCCGAGGCGCUAGGCAACAAGGUGGAGACCAAGAUCAUCCGAUUGGUGCAGGAGAAUGACAAGCUCAUGAAGUUGGGGCUGGCCUUUGAGUUCUCUGAAACAAGGGUCAAGGUCACUGAGAAACUGCAGGACAACUACGACCAAUUUCGUAAAAAGAGAGUUGCAGAUAAAGGUCAAGCUUAGAGAGGUUCUCUCCAACAUAGACACUUUGACCAUUAUAAGGAAUGGCUACAUUUUACCAGGUUUUACUUGCGACAUACUACAUCCCUCCUGUAUCCUGCCAUAUCUGUGUAUCUACUGCCAUGUGUGUGUAUUGACUGCCGCGCGUGUGUGUGAUGGAAGGGUUAGAUCUGACCACUACUUUGACUGCACAUGCAUUAUAGGCCAUAUGGACAUACCCACAGGCCAAUUCUUAGAUAUGUUUAACCCUUCACCACUUAGAUACACAUUUUGACGGUAUCACACGCUUGAAGUCUCUAAGAAAAUCAAAUUAAAUUGCAGACCUGUCCUUAUAGAUUUUACAGGGCUUCAUUUAAUUUCAAACCCUAAGAUACUACUGAGCAGCAACCAUCAUAAAACCAGUAAAGGCUGCAAGGUACUCGAGUUUCUUUCAGGCUGUACUGGUUUUAUGCUGGUGGUAAAGGCUGCAAGGUACUCGAGUUUCUUUCAGGCUGUACAGGUUUUAUGCUGGUGGCAUAAAGCCAUUUUCAAUUUGUUUUUGAGCAAGAAAGGGAUAAUCAGGCUUCAAAUUUCUAAAAACCAUAAAAUUGGUUGGUCAAAUGCAAGUUAAAUUGAAUUUAUUUUGUUCAAAUAUUGUUUAAAUUUACUGCAUUAAGAGACGCUUCUUAUUUUGCUACGAUUUUGAGCCUACAACACUUCUUGAUUAAAAUUACGACUUGAUUUGGAGUUUAUGAAUACACUGACUUGCUUUUAGCUAUGGCUUUUGUUUGUUUUUAUAAUGAUUCAUACGCAUGAAAUGGGACAUGAUUUUUGGUUCCAAAUAGAAGAUGUGUUUUUUAUACAGAUUAAUGUUGAUAUGUAUUCAACAAAACUAUUCCAAUUUUUUAAUGUUACUUCUAGAUUUGUUACUAGUUUACUUUUUUUAAAGAGCUUUGCCUACAUUUAUUAUAACAUACAGUUCUGAACAGUUGUAAUACAAUCUUAUAAGACAGAAAUUUGAGAUUUCAAACAAAUCAGUAUGUUAUUAAUUUUACAGAUAUUACUUGCUUUUUUAAUUAAAGGUUUCUUUAAGUUACAAUCUUGAUUGAAUUAUUUUAAUUGCAAUCAUAGAAUAUCUGAUUUUUAAAAAAGGUUUUGUAUACUUGUUAAAAUGUUAGCCUAUUUUGUUGAUGUAAAGCUUUUUAGAAAUGCUUAGUAAUAUUCAUGUCAAAUAUUUUAGCAAAAUCAUGUAUUCUUCAUGGUUGAUUCUACAGACGCGGCAUAUGCUAUGUAUUCAAUUGAUAGACAUAUAUAAUUUUAUGAAUUCAUAACUAUACAUAUUCUGUGAUUUGUAGUGCAAAUAGAAGAAUAGUUCAUGAAGUUCUGUACAUGUAUUGUGUGUUAUACAGUUUCACUAUAUCGGUUAGUAUUUUGUACAUAUAUUUAUUUAUCCAUUCUCAUAGCGCUUUUGGGAAUGCAUUUGUAUUAUGUACAUAGCCUUAGUCAGUUGUCCAUGUAUUGUUCAGGUUUUUUAGUCAGUGUACUCUUGCCGUGAAUCAUCUAGAUAUAUGUAGGCAUUUAGACUUGGCUUAUAUCACUUUUUGGAUGUUUUCUGUACCCAUCAAAAUGAAAUACACCUUUAAACAAUACCUUAUCCCCAGUUUUAUCAAUCAAUACCUUUUAUGUAACAAUAUUGUAUAGGCCUGAGAGUUCGAUGUUGCUGUCACUCACUGUGAGGCAGCUGGUGAAUAUAGAAGUGCAAAAGGCAAUCUUAUAAAAUUUGAAUGCACAACAAUUAACGAUUCCAAUAAAAGGAAAAAAACACAUUGUUACCAACAAAUAAUGCAGGUUAUAAGAAAUAAAUAAUUUUUUUACAAUACUGAGAAUUACUACUAUUUUUAAUAUUUAUACAUAUUGUUUUUAGUUGAUCAUUUACGAUCUGUAUCUAACUGUACAGUUUAGGAGAUAUGUUUUGAUAAAAAAAAAAUAGCUACAGUAAUUAUGGUAAAAUAAUACACACUGGGUCAUCAGUGUUUCUUCAAUCAGAGUCCAUACUUCAUUUGGGAAUGUUCUCACAUAUAUACAUAGUCAAUGGGACUGUUAAUUUCCAUUACCAAUCAUGUACCAAAUAUUGUAAUUUUGUCUGUAUCUACAGGACUACACAUAGCCAGUAGAGAGACAUUGCUUUACGCAGCCCAAUUUGUGUGUUUGAUGUGUAACCCCUGAUUUGGAUGUGCAAAUUGCUUGCUUUUCAACUUGGCAAUAUUUAUUAAUUUAUGUUUUGAAUAAUGUGUACAAAAGCUUGAAUAUUUAAGUUCCAAGCGAAUUUUACAAUAGGUUUGUUUGACUU
Messenger RNA from Dreissena polymorpha, 3579 nucleotides. Its product is annotated as tropomodulin-like. Gene Ontology annotation, biological process: pointed-end actin filament capping; myofibril assembly. Gene Ontology annotation, molecular function: tropomyosin binding. NCBI's taxonomy places the organism in Eukaryota, Metazoa, Mollusca, Bivalvia, Myida, Dreissenidae. Bases 159 to 1253 code for a protein of 364 amino acids. Gene Ontology annotation, cellular component: myofibril. The transcript has 10 exons. The record is from RefSeq and is a predicted model, not a curated record.